Messenger RNA from Sebastes umbrosus (honeycomb rockfish), 1989 nucleotides. Its product is annotated as B-cell receptor CD22-like. The coding region runs from base 50 to 1624 and encodes 524 amino acids. The record is from RefSeq and is a predicted model, not a curated record. The transcript is spliced from 11 exons. NCBI's taxonomy places the organism in Eukaryota, Metazoa, Chordata, Actinopteri, Perciformes, Sebastidae.
AAUCCACAAUAAGUCAGCACGCUUUAGUUGGUGUUGGUUGAAUUUAACAAUGGAGAGUUUGAUUGUGAUUAUUCUGGUAAUAAUGCCAGGUGUGUGGAGCGGAUCCUGGAGGGUGACCCUCAAGGAUCAGUGUGCUCUGAGAGGGACAUCAGUAGUUAUUAAGUGCCAGUAUGACUAUCCUUUAGGUCAUAUUGUGACCUCAGCCGGCUGGUCUAAAGCCCUGUAUGUGUCUGGCGAAUGGGAGAAGUUUCUCCUCUCACAGCUCCCUUCACCCCCACACCACUUUAAAUAUGUGGGCAACUACUGGAGCGACUGUAAUCUGCUGGUCAACGAUGUCCAACACACCGAUGAAGGAGAAUACUUCUUUCAUUUUGUGACGACACUCAACAGAUGGAGAAGUCAAAUACCUGCUCAUCUGUCCGUAAGAGAGUUGACCGCUGCUGUCCAGCCGAGCGCUGUGACAGAGGGAGACGAUGUCAGUCUGGACUGUGUGUCAGGUUGUCCUACGCCUAUAAACAUCGUCUGGUUCAGAGAUGGACAACGGGUACCAAAGCCAGUCUUCCAGGCCGGCAGAGAGGAUACUGGGAGGUACCACUGUGCCGUCCUAGAACAAGAGACGGUCAGAUCUGCCUCCGUGGCUCUGAAUGUUCAAUAUGCUCCCAGCAAAGUCACGUUGUCAGUGAGUCCGUCAGUCGUCAAAGGAAGUCCGGUGACUUUGACCUGCAGCAGUGAUGCCAACCCUCCUGUGACCCACAGUGGAUACAACCUGUAUAAAGACGGACGCUUCAUCAGUUCAGGACAGAAUCACACCAUCUCUGCCGUCCAGCCCAGACACAGUGGACCGUACUACUGUCAGGCCUGGAAUAACAUCAGCCGGGGGGGCGUCGACCUGAUUAACUCUACUGAGGUUCACCUGGAUGUCCAGUACGGUCCAGAGAACAUUUCCAUCUCAGUGGAGCCGCCACAUGUAGUUGAGGGCAGCAGUGUGAACCUGACCUGCAGCAGUGCUGCUAACCCUGCAGCAGACAGCUACACCUGGUACAGGGUGAGUUCUGGCUCCAUGCUGCAGGUGGGAUCAGGACAGGUGCUGUCCCUCCCCUCUGUGGACAUGUCCCACGCUGGACUCUACCUCUGCCGGGCGGGGAACCAACUAGGGGGAAACAACUCAACCGAGGUGCUGCUCGCCGUGAAGGAAAAGAACCGUGGCCGCCGGUCCCUCCCAAUCCUAGCUGGAGUUGGAGUCUCUAUUUUUGUGACACUUCUUAUUUUGUUCUGGCUGAAACAGAGGACCCGUGCAGAGAAAAAGCAGACUGUGUAUGACUUCAGGCUCAGUGGGAGAGGCUCAAGCUCUUCAGCGUCUGGAGAUCCAUCUAACAGAGUUUAUGACAACAUCCACUCGCUGCCGCCGUCGUCUCCUCUUGCUCAGGACAUCGCUCCUCAUUCACAGAGGAGGUCCCACCCUGAACCCGAUGACGCCACAUCUUAUGAAGACGAGGUCACCUACUCAACAGUGACCAUUAAACCCAGAAACCUCCGUCCUCCACAUCUCAUACACAACUCCUGGUCCAGAGCCUGUGGGCACGACGACUCUGUGAUCUACACUUCACUGGCUCAGUCCAGCUGAGUGUGACCGGAAACUUCCACUUGUCUCGUCAUGUGGCGUCUCACUCUUAAGAUAGUUAUGAAAAGGUCAAAGUUCAGUCUCUCAGGAGAGUUAAAUUGAGAUCUUAGAGCAUCUUUUUUAUUAUACUUUGUAUUUAUGUAUAUUACUGUUUUUGCAAGGUUUUUUUUCUAGUCUGUACAGUAAUACUUACUGAAUAACAAUGUUGAAUAUUUUUUAUAUACUAAAGGGAUAUACUAAACAUCAGAUUACUGUAUACUAGUAUAAUUAUUCUUUACUGCAGUCUGUACAUUAAAAAUGUAUAAAUAAACUGUGAUAUUAUUACAUAAUGAUAAUGGACAAGUUGUUGUUAUUUCAAUACAAAACUC